This is a messenger RNA of Eucalyptus grandis, 1172 nucleotides long. Its product is annotated as wall-associated receptor kinase-like 22. Gene Ontology annotation, molecular function: ATP binding; protein serine/threonine kinase activity. The transcript has a single exon. Lineage: Eukaryota; Viridiplantae; Streptophyta; Magnoliopsida; Myrtales; Myrtaceae. Gene Ontology annotation, cellular component: plasma membrane. The record is from RefSeq and is a predicted model, not a curated record. Gene Ontology annotation, biological process: cell surface receptor signaling pathway; protein phosphorylation. The coding region runs from base 152 to 1078 and encodes 308 amino acids.
ACCUUAUUGCAAAAACAUCUAUCAUCAUCACCUCAAGGUAACGUUGCGAAAAGCAAAUUAUUCAGUUUCAAGAAUUUAGAGAAGGCCACUGACCAUUUCAACGAGAAUAGGAUACUCGGCCAAGGUGGACAAGGCGUUGUUUUACAAGGGAAUGCUGACCGAUGGAAAAAUAGUUACGGUUAAGAAAUCAAAACUAAUAGACAAGGAAAAGGUUGAAGAGUUCAUCAAUGAGGUCAUCAUUCUCUCGCAAGUUGAUCAUAGGAAUGUGGUUAAGCUAAUGGGCUAUUGCGUGGAAACAGAUAUCCCACUUUUAGUAUAUGAGUUCAUACCAAAUCGGACUCUGUACAAGUAUCUACAUGACCUGAAUGAAGAUCUUCUCAUGUCAUGGGACACACGCCUACGAAUUGCAACCGAAAUCGUUGGAGACUUAUUUUACUUGCAUUCAGCAGCUUCUAUACCCAUCUAUCAUCGUGACAUCAAGUCCACCAACAUCCUUUUGGACGAGAAAUAUCAUGCUAAAGUUGCAGAUUUCGGUACACCCAAGUUCGUAUCCCUCGACCAAACUCAUGUAACCACAUUGGUGCGAGGGACUUUUGGAUACUUGGAUCCGGAGUACUUCAAAACAAGUCAUUUCACAGAUAAAAGUGAUGUGUACAGUUUUGGAGUGGUCCUCACUGAACUCUUAACAGGGCAAAUACCGAUCUCUUGGCUUAGGGAAGAAGAAGAAAAGGGCCUCGCAGCCUAUUUUGUAAUUUCAAUGGAGCGAAAAUGUUUGUUCGAUAUUAUUGACACUCGGGUCAUGGAGGAAGGCAAGAAAGAAGAGAUUGCAGCCGUUGCUAACCUCACAAGAAGGUGCUUGAGCUUGAUUGGGAGGAACCGGCCUACAAUGAAAGAAGUGGUAAUGGAGUUGGAGGGAAUCAAGAAGCUCCAAAGCUCUUCGAGCUUCCAACAAAAUCAAGAAAAGAUGGAGGCCGCUAAAUCUCGUGUCUCUCGUUUCACAUCUAGCAAAUCUUUUGUGGACACAGAUGCAACUACAUUUUCAGAUGUGCAGCCAUUCGCACAUUGUGAAUCAUGGUGAAGAUAGUAAUUUCUACCAUCAUUUCCACAACAAUUUCUAGCUAUACGUGCAGAGGCGAAUGACUUGAUUAUUCAAGUUGCAUCAAAAUUGGUCU